This is a messenger RNA of Tupaia belangeri chinensis (Chinese tree shrew), 945 nucleotides long. It is a transcript of the gene KLRF1, whose product is annotated as killer cell lectin like receptor F1. Gene Ontology annotation, cellular component: plasma membrane. NCBI's taxonomy places the organism in Eukaryota, Metazoa, Chordata, Mammalia, Scandentia, Tupaiidae. The coding region runs from base 113 to 811 and encodes 232 amino acids. The record is from RefSeq and is a predicted model, not a curated record. The transcript is spliced from 6 exons.
AGGACAGUUUGAGAAGACUGUCCAACUAGUAGCUGGUUUAUUAUUCUUUUCUUAUUAUAGGUGUUUCUUUUAAAAAUACACAUAGACACACACACCUCCACUCACACUGAAGAUGCAAGAUGAAGAAAGGUAUAUGACAUUGAAUAAACAGUGGAAGAGGAGUUCCACCCAAACACAUCAACUUAAAUUUAAAGAGACAUUGCGCUGGUAUAGAAUCUCACUGGGAAUAUCUGGAACAGUAAAUGGGAUUCUUGCUUUGACUUUGAUCUCCUUGAUCCUGUUGGUUUCUCAGGGAGUGUUGCUAAAAUGCCAAAAAAGAAAUAAUUCAAAUGUUACCCAGCAUGAUGAUAUUGGAAACCUAAAAGUGAAUAAUGGCACAAGAAGAAAUAUAAAUAAUGACAUAAGCCACUGCAUUUCAAAAUCUGCAGACCAGGGAGGGCCAUGCCCACUGGAGUGGCUCACCUAUCAAGACAAGUGCUAUUGGUUCUCUAAUGAGAUGAAAAAUUGGAGUGAGAGUUAUAUAUAUUGUUUAGGAAGAAAAUCUCAUUUGCUAGUUAUAAGGGACCAACUUGAAAUGGCAUUUAUACAGAAAAACCUGAGACAAUCAAACUACGUGUGGAUUGGACUUAACUUUACCUCCUUGAAGAGGACAUGGACUUGGGUGGAUGGUUCUUCAUUGGAUCCAAAGAUGUUCUUCAUAAAGGGACCAGCUAAAGAAAAGAGCUGUGCUGCUACCAAGGAAAACAGAAUUUAUUCUGAAGCCUGCAGCAGCGUUUUCAAGUGGGUUUGCUCUUUGGGAGUAAGAUCUUAGAAAUGUAAUUGAAGGGGCCAAAAGGUGGCAUGGAGGUUAAAGCACUGGAUUCCACAUGCAGACUCUAUGGUUCAAGUCCUGAACUCAGCAGCUUGAGAAUCACACUGGGUGUAUGUGUGUACAUGCCCCAAAUC